Messenger RNA from Moesziomyces antarcticus, 2391 nucleotides. RefSeq names its product p-loop containing nucleoside triphosphate hydrolase protein. The transcript has a single exon. The record is from RefSeq and is a predicted model, not a curated record. Gene Ontology annotation, molecular function: GTP binding; GTPase activity. Lineage: Eukaryota; Fungi; Basidiomycota; Ustilaginomycetes; Ustilaginales; Ustilaginaceae. Bases 1 to 2391 code for a protein of 796 amino acids.
AUGGUCAAGAAGCCGUCCAAGGCGCAGAAGGCGAAGCUGCGUAGAGGCGGUGACGCCGAUGCCGAUUCAGCGAAUGCGCGAGGCGGACGCGGUGGACGAGGAGGUAGGGGUCGUGGGCGAGGUCGUGGCCGUGGAGGCGGCGCAGCAGCAGCAGGAGGCAGGCUGGGCCGCUCCAGUCUCCUGCCUCCCGAGCAGCAGGCGGCUUUCGAGUCGCGCAGACGCACCGUCCAGCUGGAAGAAUCAGCCUUCUCCAAGCUCUCGCCGCCAGUGCUCGAGCGCCUCAACAUCCUCGCCUCUUACGCCCACCUCCACCGCCCCGUCCCCGCCAGCCUCAUCCACUUUGACUACUCGCGCUUCGGCCGCGCUCGCGCAGAGAACCACCAGCGCAUCCUAGAUCAGCAGCAGUCCGAACAGCAUGUCCGCGAGUCGCACCCGCUCGCCGGCUGGCUCGACACCGCGUCCAAGCAAGCUGAUUCUGAUGAACUCUCCGACCACGAGGACGCUGCCCCAGACGAGGACAGCGUCGACGGCAUCGAGGAGACCGGCGAGCUUCGGCUUCCAAAGCGUCCCAAAUGGCGCGCAGACAUGGACACCAAGACCGUGCUCUCGCAGGAAGCCGAGGUGUUCCGCCAGUGGCUCCACAAGACCGACGCCGUGGUGGAGCGCGCCUUCUUCACCUCGUCGCCGCUCUUUGCCGGCCUCGAAUCGCACACGCGCUCGCAGGACAAAGCCGCCUUCACCACCGCACCCUCCAUGGGUGGCAGCCGCAUGGUCGCGUCCAUAGCGUCGGCCGAUACCAUCACCAAGCUGCUCGACCACCGCCCGGCGCCCGGGACCUCGGUGAUCGGCAGCCUGUACGAGCGCAACAUCGAAGUCUACCGCCAGCUCUGGCGCGUAUGCGAGCGCAGUGAUCUCGUGUGUGUGCUUGCCGACGCGCGGUGUCCGCUCCUCCACCUCCCGCCGAGCCUCGUCGGCUUCCUCGAACGCUACAUGCGCCUCAAGGUCGUCAUCGUGCUCACCAAGGCCGACAUCGUGCCCAGGCGCAUCGUCGACGCAUGGCAGACGUAUCUCAAGCAGAGGUUUCCCAGGUGGCAGGUGGUGGCCACCGAGAGCUACGCCAAGCUCGAGAGGAUGGAGGGCCAGGGUGCCAGGACGAGGUUUGCGCCCUAUCUGUCGCCCGGGUCGAGAAAGGCCUUGUUCGAAGCGCUCAGGACGGCACAUGCGGAGCUGAUCACGCCGCCAAAAGCAGUGCUGGAGGACGAAGCGAAGAAAAAGCAGUGGGUGCCGCCGUGCGCCACGGAUACAGACUGGGAAGGCGUAGAGCGACGAGUGCAGCUCCACACCGAAGGCUUCGGCCCUGACGACCACGUCGACGACUCGGAAUCGACCGAGCAAGUCGAAGCACCGCCCAGCCGCGAUGACGCCGCCCAGUCGAAGGACAAGACAGGUCGACAGCCGCUCCCCUACCUGACCAUCGGUCUGAUCGGGCAGCCGAACGUGGGCAAAUCGAGUCUGCUCAAUGCGCUAUUCGGUGCCAAAGUCGUGCGUGCCUCCAAGACGCCAGGCAAAACCAAACACUUCCAGACGCACUUUCUCGUGCCCCUUACCACCACCCCCUCUUCAACGCCACGCGGGUUGGGCGAAGAGAGCCAUCGCGGUCAGAUCCGACUGUGCGACUCGCCCGGGCUGGUGUUUCCGAGCCUGAUUGGGAUGGAGAUGCAGGUCAUGGGUGCUGUGCUGGCCAUCUCGCAGGUGCAGGCCAUUUCGUCGUGCAUCCGCUUCGUCGCCGAACACAUCCCGCUCGAGCGCGUGCUCCAACUCGACUAUCCCUACGACGAAGACAUGCCGGAGUCAGAGGAGGAAGAGGAGUGGACGGGCGUCAAGGUGCUCGAGGCCGUGGCGAGGAGGUAUGGGUACAAGACGGCCAAGGCGAAUCGGUGGGAUGUGAACCGCGCGGGCAAUUUGGUCAUGCGCGCUGUUGCCGAGGGUCGCAUCAAGUGGGCCUUCAGACCGCCCUUGGGCGAAGGCGAGAAGGAGGAGGGCGCAGAUGGAAUCUGGAUUCGAGACACAGAGGAAAAGGUUAAGGGCGCCGAAGACCUGCUCACAGCUCCCAAUCCGGACGACGAAGAGGACGAACCCAAGGACGACGAGCAGGAUGAGGGUGAUAGUAGCGAAGACGCCGACAUGGCGCGCAAGGUCAGGUUCGAUUUCGGCGCACCCGAAGACAACGACACCGACGAUGACGAUCAAGAUGACGAGGAAGAGCAGGCAGGACUCGGAGGCUCGACAGCGUCGCUGUUCAGUGCGCUCGCUGUUGAAGACGCUGCCGAGGAGGACGAUGACGACGAGGACGAUCGAGACGAGGAAGACGACGACGACGGCGAAGAGUGA